CCCUAUUUAAUCCCCUCACUUGGCCCCCAUCUCCUUCACUUUUUAUUCACCAAAAAGCAAAAGAAAAACACUCAACGUCUCUCUGUUAAUACUCCAAAAAAGCUCUGUUUUUUCAUUGUUUAUUUUGCAUAAUCACUUCAAACCCAGAUCUAUAGCCCCAUUGUUUCACCAAAAAAAAAUAUGGCUGAAAAUUGCACUAGAAAGUUGAUAGUUGAAAUCUGCAAUGCCAAGAACUUGAUGCCAAAAGAUGGUCAAGGAACAGCCAGUGCUUAUGCCAUAGUUGAUUUUGAUGGUCAAAGAAGGAGGACAAAGACCAAGUUCAGAGAUUUAAACCCUGUUUGGGAUGAAAAGCUGGAGUUUUUAGUUCAUGAUAUUGAAUCCAUGGCUGCCGAGAUGUUGGAGAUUAAUUUGUACAAUGAUAAAAAAAUGGGGAAACGAAGCACGUUUUUGGGUAAAGUGAAGUUGGCUGGCAGUGUUUUUGUUAAAGCAGGGGAAGAGACUCUGGUUUAUUAUCCGUUGGAAAAAAGGAGUGUUUUUUCUCAGAUUAAAGGUGAGAUUGGAGUUAAAGUUUUUUAUGUUGAUGAAGAAGCGCCGCCGGCACCGGCAGAACCUGCGGCUGAGCAGAAAGCAGAGACGGCUGAGGAGAAGCCAAAGGAAGAGGAAGAUAAGAAGGAGGAAAAUGUGGAGGAAAAGAAAGAAGAAGAAGAGAAGCCUAAAGAAGAACCACCCAAAGAAGAAGAGAAACCGAACCCACCGCCGGCUAGUAAGUCCGAAGACACAACCGCAGCUGCUACUCCUCCGCCGCCGCCGCCAGAGGUGGAGAACCCUCCAAUAGCACAUAAAGAAGAAGCAUCAUCAACGAAGGUAGUAGCAACAAAAAGCAAAGUUGAAACAGGUAAAAGCAGUCAGCUUGUGAUUAACGAGUUAGAACUCCGAUCACUUUCCGGUGACCACAACCGUAUCGCAUACGACCUCGUAGACCGUAUGCCAUUUUUAUACGUCCGAGUUGUUAAAGCAAAACGAGCCAACAAAGAACCAGCUUGUCCCCUUCAUGCAAAACUGGUUAUCGGUACUCACAGUAUCAAAACCAAAAGCCAAAUCGACAAAGAUUGGGACCAAGUCUUCGCUUUCGACAAAGAAGGAUUGAAUUCAAGUUCCUUAGAAGUUUCAGUCUGGGCUGAAGAAGAGAAAAAAGAAGAACAAAAAGAAGGAGACGCCGCCACCACUGCUACCACCGUGGUGGUGGAUAAUUGUCUCGGAGCGGUGUCGUUUGAUCUGCAAGAAGUGCCCAAAAGGGUUCCUCCCGAUAGUCCUUUGGCUCCUCAAUGGUAUAGUCUUGAAUCGGAGAAGUCACCUGGAAAUGACGUCAUGGUUUCUGUCUGGGUCGGGACUCAGGCCGAUGAAGCUUUUCAAGAAGCUUGGCAGUCGGAUUCGGGUGGGUUAAUACCCGAGACCCGAGCUAAGGUUUAUUUGUCUCCAAAGCUUUGGUAUUUGAGAUUAACGGUUAUCCAAACCCAAGAUUUGCAGCUUGGUUCGGGAUCUGAACCUAAGGUUCGAAGUCCUGAGCUUUAUGUUAAGGCUCAGCUUGGGGCUCAAUUGUUUAAAACCAGUAGGACUCCGGUUGGUUCGGCUUGGAACGAGGAUUUAGUUUUUGUGGCGGCUGAACCGUUUGAGCCGUUUUUGGUGGUCAUGGUUGAGGAUUGGAGUAACGGGCAGUUAGUGGGUCAGGCUAAAAUCCAUGUACCUAGCCUUGAGAGGCGAACCGAUGAUAAAACUGAACCGAAAUCAAGAUGGUUCAAUUUGGUUGGUGCUGAAAAUAAACCAUACGCAGGUAGAAUACACGUGAAGGCAUGUUUAGAAGGUGGGUAUCAUGUGCUUGAUGAAGCUGCUCACGUGACUAGUGACGUCCAAGCCGCCGCUAAGCAGCUAGCUAAGCCUCCGAUUGGGUUGCUCGAUGUUGGGAUUCGAGGAGCGAGUAACUUGUUGCCUGUGAAGACCAAAGACGGUACACGUGGCACAACCGAUGCAUACGUGGUGGCUAAGUAUGGGCAAAAGUGGAUCCGUACACGUACGAUACUUGAUCGGUUUAAUCCACGUUGGAACGAGCAAUAUACUUGGGAUGUAUAUGAUCCAUGUACAGUGCUUACUAUUGGGGUAUUUGAUAAUGGAAGGUACAAGCGUGAUGAAACAGGGAAGCCCGGUAGAGAUCUACGUAUCGGUAAAAUACGUAUACGGUUGUCUACACUUGACACGAAUAAAGUGUACUUAAAUUCAUAUAUGCUUACAGUAUUGUUACCUAAUGGGGCCAAGAAGAUGGGAGAGAUUGAGAUAGCGGUUCGAUUUUCUUGCUCAUCAUGGCUAAGUCUAAUCCAAGCCUAUGGCACCCCAUUGUUACCAAGAAUGCACUAUCUUCGCCCAUUGGGUCCAGCCCAACAGGACAUACUUCGCCAAACGGCUAUGCGCAUAGUAACGGCUAGGCUAGCUCGGUCCGAACCACCUUUGGGACAAGAAGUAGUUCAGUUCAUGUUGGAUACGGAUACACACGUGUGGAGCAUGAGAAAGAGCAAGGCCAAUUGGUUUCGAGUCGUCGGCUGUUUGUCACAUGCGGCAAUUUUGGCACGUUGGUUAGAUGGGAUUCGCACGUGGGCACACCCGCCGACGACUAUCUUAGUUCAUGUUUUGCUUAUAGCGGUGGUGAUGUGCCCACAACUAGUCCUCUCCACCAUAUUCAUGUAUGCCUUCUUAAUUUUGGCAUUGAGAUUCCGUUACCGCAUGCGAGUCCCACACAAUGUAGACUUAAGGCUCUCUUACGUUGAUGCUGUCGGUCCUGAUGAGCUCGACGAAGAAUUCGACGGGCUUCCAACCACACGAUCACCAGACACAGUACGGUUCCGAUACGACCGUUUACGCGCGUUGGCAAGCCGGGCACAAACACUAUUAGGGGAUGUAGCAGCCCAAGGGGAACGUUUAGAAGCAUUGUUUAAUUGGAAAGACCCAAGAGCUACAGGCAUUUUUGUGGUAGUUUGCCUAUUUGCUUCAUUGCUAUUUUAUGUGGUACCAUUCAAAGUCUUUGUGUUAGGGUCAGGGUUCUACUACAUCCGACACCCGAGAUUCCGAGGUGAUAUGCCAUCGGCUCCGCUCAACUUCUUCCGACGACUCCCGUCACUUUCCGAUCAAAUUAUGUAAAACAAACCGUCGAUCCAGACCGACAAGUGUAUUUUCGAUACACUUUCUACCAUGCUGUUGGUAGGUUUAUAUUUUAUUUUUUUGGUUUUACGUAAUAAAAAUUUAAUUAAAAAGUUGAUGUUGGAAUUUCCAUUAAAGUAGAAAAAGUGACCGUUGAUGUUUGGGCAGUGGGACAA
Messenger RNA from Gossypium arboreum, 3362 nucleotides. RefSeq names its product FT-interacting protein 7. The transcript has a single exon. The record is from RefSeq and is a predicted model, not a curated record. Lineage: Eukaryota; Viridiplantae; Streptophyta; Magnoliopsida; Malvales; Malvaceae. The coding region runs from base 181 to 3186 and encodes 1001 amino acids.